UGGCGACAACGCAAAUAAUAAAUAAAUAAAUGCAUAUAUGUAUAUGUAUGUGCAUGUGUAUGCUGCUGAUGCACAGAGAUGACAAAUUGAUAACUAACGCAACUGUGUUUGCCAAUGGUACCAAAAAAGCAAUAACAACCAAUAAAAAUAUCAAAGAAAAGCAACGUGCAAGCGCAGCAGUUACAACGAAUUAAAAGGCAGACAGGAAGUAACAAAUAAUUGAAUAUUCCAAGUGCGUGCGACAUCAAACAACGACAAUAACAACAACAACAAAAUAAUAGUUAAGCAACAACAGCAUACACCAAAGGCGAGGCUAUUGAUGAUGGCCACUGGCAGCAGCGAGAUGCCAGACCAUCGCAAACGUAAUACCUUUACCAGCUACGUGGCGCCCAUACCUGGAGACUCACGCGCCACCAUGGACACAAACGAAUGGUGUCUCCCCAGCGACUUACGCGAUGUGCAUUUGGCCAAGCCACGCCUGCUGGCCGGCGAGCAGAUAGUUGCCUCCGCACCCGCAUACAUGUACUCGCCCAUUGCCCCCAUGGACAGCGGCAGUGGCAGUGGGAGCGCCAAUCCUAGCCAAAGCAAUGGCUACAACAGCAACAAUCAGAGUAGCAGCAGCAGCAGCAGCAACAGCAGCAGAGCCAGCACCUUUGGUCUGCUGAGCGUGACCAACUUUAAGCUCGCGUUUGUUCCGCUGCAUACGCGCGGCUUGACUCCAAGCGCAGCGGCCAGCGAUCUGUAUCAGGAGAAUGUCUAUCUCGGACGCAAUGAGAUUACCUUGAACAAUAUUGAUCAGAUCUACACGGUGGCGGAGCUGGGACGCGCAGCAAGUGCCUUACAAGCAGCACGCAUGACUGGGAGCAGCAGUCGACGCAAGAAGUUGGAGCCAACGCGCCAGCAUAUCAACGGACGCAUUGCUGCAUUGCAUAUUGUCUGCAAGAACUUCCGCUUGCUGAAGUUUGCAUUUCAGCAGCAGGAUCUGAAGCUGAGUGGCGCCAGUGAUUAUGGCAAACUGAUAGCCUCGGCACUGGUGCGCUUUGCGUAUCCAACACGUCAUGACUUGAGCUUCGCCUAUGCACACAAUGAGCCUUACUAUUCCACGCUGAACAGCAGCGGCGUCUGCAUGUUUGCCAGCAAGAACGACUGGACGCGUGAGCUAAUCCGCUGCGGCGCCAGCGAAUGGCAGGUGAUCAGUGCCACCAGCGUGCCCCAGCUGCAGAACCGACUCCAGGCGGGUAAAUAUACGCUGCCGCCACAUUUCGUCAUACCGAAGAGCUGUGAUGUGGAGCGCUUUCUGCAGCUGUCGCUCGCCUUCUGCGAUUCACGCGCUGCCUUUUGGGUGUACAGCUACGGCAACAGUGCUGCCUCGUUGGUGCGGCUGGCAGAGCUGCAGCCGGCAUCGCAGCAGGAUAGCAAGAUGGAGAACAUUAUGCUGGAACUGGUGCGCAAGUGUGAUGAACGAAAGCAGCUACGUCUGCUGCAUCUGACGGAUGAGCUACCCAGCGUGCAGGAUGUCCAGCGUGCCCAUCGCAAGCUGCAGCGUCUGUGCACGCCCGAGUCGCCGGCGCAGUUUAUGCUGCAGGAUGACAAAUUCCUGGCGCUGCUGGACAAAACCAAUUGGCUGAUGUAUGUGUCACUUUGCUUGCGUCAGGCCAAUGUCGCGGCGUCCACGCUGCGCGCCAAUAUAAGUUGCGUGCUCCAAGAGUCGAAUGGACGCGACCUAUGCUGUGUGAUAAGCAGCUUGACGCAGCUGCUGCUGGAUCCACAUUUUCGCACGAUCGAUGGCUUCCAGUCGCUGGUGCAAAAGGAUUGGGUGGCCUUGGAGCAUCCGUUUCAGCGUCGUCUGGCACAUGUUUAUACUUGCAAUAGCGAGCAGUCGCCAUGCAGCGAACAGAGUCCUGUCUUCCUGCUGUUUCUGGACUGCGUCUGGCAGCUGACUCAGCAAUUUCCAGAUGAAUUUGAGUUCACGCAGACAUACCUGACCACGCUCUGGGAUGCCUGCUUUAUGCCCAUCUUUGACACUUUUCAAUUCGAUAGCCAGGCUCAACGGGCACGCGCUGUUAACGACUGCAAACUGGUGCUGCGUCCUGUUUGGGAUUGGAGUGAACAGUUCUGCGACAAGGAUAAGCUCUUCUUUACCAAUCCAUUGUAUCAGCGUCAGCGCAGCGAUUAUGCUGCAGCCCUGCAUAAUCAGCGACGCUCCGUGGCUGUGACUGGCCAGAAGCUGGCGAAGCCCACAUCAGCAACGUCAUCGUCGGCGUCACCAGCCUCACGCUACACCAUCAAUCCCCAACUGUUUGCUACACAAACGACUGUGCCUCAAGACCGCUAUUUGCAACCAGCUCAUCGCAUCUUUGACUUGGCUGUCUGGCAGCAAUGCUAUUAUCGCUGGCUGCCCGUCUUGGAUAUACGUGGCGGCGGUCAGCCACAGCUGGAGCUCUGCCAGCGUCUGCUGCUCAGCAACAUAGCCAAAAUGCAGCGGUGUCUGGAGCUGCAGAGCUUGGAUGAUUUACCUGAUGCCUACUACGAAGCCGUGGGCGAACCGAGGCCUUAUAUUAACCACAAUCAGCAACAACAGCAGCAGCAGCAUGAAGAAGAGAUAGCAGAGUAUGUCGAUGGCGUUGAGCGACGACGCAAAUCGAUGCCUUGCGCCAACAGCAGCAGCGCUGCUGCAGCGAAUGGCUUAAGCGCUGCUUUGCAGCUCUCUUCGCUCUCAUCGUUCUUCCCCUUUGGCAGUCCCAUUGCUGGCGAUGCACCGCACGAGCUUUAUGAUAUUUUGAGCACAAGCAGUGAACUGCUGCUAGAUACGUCUUCUAUAUUGGACAAGUCAUCGAUUAUGUGAGCCGAGGCGAAUACGCUUCCUUGACUUCCUUGGCUGCUCUACGCUAUAACUCGGUGGCCACUGCCUUGUUCCGACUGUACUGUUUAUUAUAUGAAAGCUGAAAUUUGGAAGUAUUACAAAUUAACAUAUUUUUAUACACGCACACAUACAUGCAUACCUACAUACUAUUGCAUAAGUUAUCACAAAAUGUUUUAUUUUUUCCUUUAUGUUCUUUUUUAUUACAUGUAUGUAUUGUUGUAUGUCUGCAAAUCAAAAAAAAACCUGAUUCAAUUGAUCACAAACGAAAAUUACGAAAAUUGUUAUAUGCUAGUUGUAUACAUAGUUUUUU
Messenger RNA from Drosophila busckii, 3173 nucleotides. RefSeq names its product myotubularin-related protein 10-B. The transcript is spliced from 2 exons. NCBI's taxonomy places the organism in Eukaryota, Metazoa, Arthropoda, Insecta, Diptera, Drosophilidae. The record is from RefSeq and is a predicted model, not a curated record. Bases 320 to 2845 code for a protein of 841 amino acids.